This is a messenger RNA of Pseudomyrmex gracilis, 7792 nucleotides long. RefSeq names its product adenylate cyclase type 6. Gene Ontology annotation, molecular function: adenylate cyclase activity. The coding region runs from base 108 to 3776 and encodes 1222 amino acids. The transcript is spliced from 21 exons. NCBI's taxonomy places the organism in Eukaryota, Metazoa, Arthropoda, Insecta, Hymenoptera, Formicidae. The record is from RefSeq and is a predicted model, not a curated record. Gene Ontology annotation, biological process: cAMP biosynthetic process; adenylate cyclase-activating G protein-coupled receptor signaling pathway; adenylate cyclase-inhibiting G protein-coupled receptor signaling pathway. Gene Ontology annotation, cellular component: plasma membrane.
GAGAGAGAGAGAGAGAGAAAGAGAGAGAGAGAGAAAGAGAGAUAGAUAGAGCGACACACUGCGGUAGAGUCCCGGAGGACUUUCCAGUACUCGAGAAGACCGGUGACAUGGAGAAAUACGGCAUGGACUUCCCGAAACGAGAAUGGAGCCACAGGCUAAGUCUUCGUGGGAGUCGAAGGGCUUACGAGAGCGAUGUCGGGCCCAGAGCGAGCGGCGUGGGAGCGCCUAAGACCACCAGGAGAUGGGCUAGUCUCAGACAACACGUGAGUACCGGCAGUAACGGCGGCAAACCCCGCGUCGAAUUACUAUUCGAUCAGUCGGGUUCAAAACCUUCAACCCCGUCCUCGCAACCGCACACGCCGAACACGCCGAAGACGCCGCACACUCCGCCCAUCAAAAAGUCCAAUUGGGAGGUGAUCGAGCACUUCACCGGCGCGCCGCGUCCUUCAAUCAUCACGGUGGCCAGAGGCUCGGAGGCUGGCAUGGGGCCGACUAUCGAGAAGGAUUCCGCGAUGGAGGCCGCGACGAACGCGGACAUCACGCAGCGCACGCGAAAAUGCGCUCUGAGCGGGUUUCUGAGCUCGUUAUGCGCCUCCCAUCGCUUCAAGAAUCUCCAGGUCGAAAUGCUAUACCAACGCUACUUCUUGCACAUGAAUCAGAGUAACAUGACACACGUGCUCGGUCUAUUAGCCGGUCUGGCGCUUGCAUUGGGCCUACUACUUAUCGUGAAACUGACGCUUACCAGCAAACACUCGCUCCUCACGCUGCUACAAAGACCCGAAAAUCUUUGUCUCGCCGUCACGCUGGUGGCCUGCAUCGUUAUUUACGCCGUUCUGGUGGCGGCCAUCUCCAGACCGGGCAUGAACGAAAUAUGGCUGGCCGGUGUUAGCGGCGCCGUGCUGGUCACUCUGUUGGCUCUGCAGGUGACUCUGAGCAUUCACCUGGCGCCGUUGUCCGAGGUGGGCCGCGACUCCCCGUCCGCCAAACAGCAGGAACAGUUUCGGACCGGCGGACCUCUCGCCGCCGCUUUGGUAGUCUGUUUCUUCAUCUACAUGGCCUACGCGCUUCUGCCGAUUCGACUCAGACACGCCUGCAUAGCCGGCAUCAUUUUCUCGGUCGUUCAUCUCAUCGGAGCUUUGAUCCUCUAUCCGCAGGAUUAUCCAUCCAUAAUGAAGCACCUGCUAAGUUCGAUCGUCGUGGUUGGCGGGACAAACGUAGCCGGCGCAUUGACGCAUCACCCACGGGAAUUGGCGCAAAGACAAGCGUUCCUCGAAACUCGGCAAUGCGUCGAGGCACGUCUGACCACACAACGGGAGAAUCAGCAACAGGAAAGGCUUCUGCUCAGCGUGCUGCCCAGACACGUGGCCAUGGAAAUGAAAGCCGACAUAGCUGGGAAACCGAAGGACACGAUGUUCCACAAGAUCUACAUUCAAAGACACGAAAACGUCAGCAUUCUGUUCGCCGAUAUUUGCGGAUUUACCUCGCUCUCCGAUCAAUGCACCGCCGAAGAACUCGUCAGAUUGCUCAACGAACUGUUUGCACGAUUCGACAGGCUGGCCGCCGAGCAUCAUUGCCUCAGGAUAAAGCUCCUCGGAGACUGUUAUUAUUGCGUUUCCGGACUUCCGGAGCCGCGGCCCGAUCACGCUCAUUGCUGCGUGGAGAUGGGAUUGGACAUGAUCGACGCAAUAACACUUGUGCGCGAGGUAAUGGCCGUGAAUGUGAACAUGAGAGUGGGCAUCCACACGGGCCGGGUUCACUGCGGGGUGCUCGGUCUGAGGAAAUGGCAGUUCGAUGUUUGGAGCAACGACGUGACUCUGGCCAAUUACAUGGAAAGCGGAGGGAUACCCGGACGUGUGCACAUCACGAAGGAGACUUUAGAUUGUCUGAACGGAUAUUACGAGGUGGAGGAGGGCCGGGGAGACGAAAGAAAUGCUUACCUGAGAGAUCACAAUAUCAGUACCUAUUUAAUUGUCCCGGGAGAUACAUUCAAGGAUAACAUAACUAGUUCCGGGAUGCGGAAGAACUUUCCGGCGAACGGCAACGUAUCUAAAGAGAUGAGGGUUAUGGGUCACGGCUCGCAACAUGGCAAACAGACCAAAUUAGGUUUCAACGAAAUCCCGGAGGGUGAGAAGGAUCCCGAAGACGAGGUGAACGAGUAUCUGAUGAGAGCGAUCGAUGCCAGAAGCAUCGAUCAGUGCAGAGCGGAACAUUGCACGCCUUUUAUAUUGAAGUUUCGCAGACCGGAUGUCGAGGAAAAGUACUCGCGCGAGAGGGACAGGAUGCUCUCGGCUUAUUUCGUCUGCUCCGGUUUCGUCUACAUGAUCGUUGUGGUCGCGAUAGCCAUCACGCUGGCCGGGGACGUGUACUUUUACGUGUGCACGGUAAUUAGCAUACUGGUGAUAGCCUCGGUCAACGGAAUCUUGUUAGCGGAGAAGAACGAGAGAGUACCGCAGUGGGUGAGAAACGCGGCUCUGCAGAUCUUCGAGAAUCGCAUUGUCGCGCAGAGCAUCGCGACCAUCGUCGUGUUCCUGACGUUCAUCACGGUAUUGUCGCCGCUGAUCGCACUGAAGGGAAGUGACGCCUGCAAUAACACGGCCGCGGAGUGGCUGGACGAGAAAUCCAACGUAAAAAGAAUAUUGACGAUGGAUAUCGAUACACCUUCGGAACCCUGUUACUAUAUUCUUUUCUGCGACUUGUUUCCGGUUCUGGUGAUGCUGGUUAUGGUGACCUGCGCGGUGUACCAGAUUCUGACAUCGGUCUUUAAAGUAGCCGUAUUGAGCAUCGUUGUGGCGUGUUAUCUCGGGGUCAGCAUUAACCAGGCGCUAAAUGAGGGCAACGUCGAGUACGCUGAAAGAUGGUUGGCGGGCGUUCUGGUGGUUUUCUUCAUGGCCUGCCUAGUUGCGCACUCGCAGCACACAGAGACGACCUACAGAUUAGAUUUCCUGUGGAAGCUGCAAGCGACCGAGGAGAAGGAGGAAAUAGAACACUUGAAGGCCUACAAUCAGAAACUGCUCGCGAAUAUACUUCCGGAGCACGUGGCCGCCCAUUUUCUGUCCACCGUCAAUUCAGAUGAAUUAUAUCACGAACAAUGCGACUUCGUCUGCAUUAUGUUCGCUUCGAUCCCGAACUUUUCCGAAUUCUACGUGGAGCUCGAGGCCAAUAACGAGGGAGUGGAAUGUCUCAGGCUGCUAAACGAGAUAAUCGCUGAUUUCGACGAGCUACUCGCCGAGGAACAAUUCAAGUACAUCGAAAAGAUCAAGAGUACCGGCGCCACGUAUAUGGCCGCUUCGGGCUUAACGAAAAGUACUUGCGACAUGCGGGAUUUCAAGCACGUAGUCGCCAUGGCGGAUUACGCUUUGAGGAUCCGCGAGCAGCUGGCCUACGUCAACGAGCAUAGUUUCAACAACUUCCGUAUGCGUGUGGGCAUCAACAUUGGACCGGUGGUCGCCGGCGUGAUCGGCGCCAGGAAGCCGCAGUAUGACAUCUGGGGCAAUGCCGUAAACGUGGCCUCCAGGAUGGAUUCGACGGGCGUGCUGGACGGGAUUCAGGUGACCCAGGAGGUGCGCGAUAUACUGGCCGCGAAAGGAUAUCCGCUCACCUGUCGGGGAACGAUUCAGGUCAAAGGCAAAGGCAGUAUGGUAACUUACUUCCUGGAUGGUCCGCGUAACAGCGCGAAGACAGCCAGUCAAACAACGGACACCGUUGGGACGAAUUCCAACAACAACACCGACACGGAUCAGAGAACAAUCGUCAACAACAGCAACGGAAUUGUCUAAUUUGGUAUUUGCUUACAAUUGAAACGUUGAUGAACGAAGUUGGGGAAAACGAUUUUAUCUCUUGCGUUCUAUACAGAACAAGAGAUAUCUCGCGUUCUAUAUAAACGCGAAACGUAUGUAUGUAAUUAUACGUUUACGAAAGAGAUAAAAUUAAACAGUCGCGUUUUUGGCAAACAUUUCAAACUACAUAUAACAGCGUAGGUACGUGUAUAAAAAGCGAAUCAAUUAUAAAACGCGCGCGCGAACACAUCGUGCUUUACUACACAACGGUCGGUCACAGACUAAUCAACGACUGCAAAUUCAGCAAUUAACGAUUUAACGCGCGAGUGUGAACACGAUUCGCGUGUAUAAAAUUCGCGAUUCUUCUAAUACGCGAAUGUAAUUAAAGAUUCAAUUAACGAACGUAGCGUACCGUGGAAAAUUGAGCCUCCUCUCGCCAAGAACAACAUUAAUUUCAGAUCGCAUUAUGUAAAUAUUUGAAGUACUUUAACAGUUCUUGCGUGUCUGUGUGUGUGUGCGUGUGUGAGAGAGAGUGAAAGAGAGGCUUUUUUGCAUGUGGACGUGUUAUUUUAUAUAAUUAAUAAAUGAAUAAUGUUAACAGAAAGAGAGAGAGAGAGAAAGAGAGAGAAGUGUGUAUAGAAACGGUUGUCGAGCGACAAUAUUUUUUACGGAAAAAGAAUUGUCGCUACGUCGGACCGUAACGAUCGGUCAUUUUUUAUUUCUGUACUCUCGAGUCUCCGAAAUGUGGCCAAUCGCGUUACGGAGUUGAGUCGAGUGCUCGUCGUUCGUUGCAAAACGUUGUCAAUCGAUCUCUCGUGAAUAGUCGCGUUAGUUCUUAAGUUUCAAGGCGAGCGAAGUAUAAUCGACACUCUGCGUGAAACUCCGACAUUCUGGUGGAUGAUUUCGUGUAAAUUUCUCGCUUGAUCACAUGCCAACUCUCAAAUUAGAAAGCUAAAAACACGCGCGCAGCCUUGAGGAUCAAUCCAUCAAAGAGUUCAAAUUGACAAGUCGCUCUGCAAACUUGCAAAACUCGUUCCUCUUUUUUUUUUGUGCGAACGAACAUACUCUUUGUGCGAUUACGGAAACACGAAACAAACAAAAAAAAAAGCACGUUGGGAGCAAGAGUUGCAUCACUUGACAGAGAUAAACUAAAACUAAGCGAUCAUUAAAUAAUGAGAUAAGAAAGACGCGCGCGCGUGUAACUUUUCUACCACAAAAUGCCGGACUUUGGUGAUGAAAACAUACCCGGGAGCGACAACGCUCCUCGUACUGUACUUAAGUUGUGAACAAUGUAUGUCGCGUACUUUGAACAAUGCCUACACACGUUGCAUGUGAUCGUUUUGUAAUAUUCGGUUCUGCUCUUGAACGCUACAUGUGUGAACAUUUAAUUAAUAACGAGAGAGAUAUGCCAUUGUCUUUUUAUUGACAUUUUUCUGAGACGGAAGAAGCGCGAUCGUGUAGAUUUAAGUGUUCGAAACAGUUAUUAAUAUUAUUUUGUCGUCUGUAACGUGUCCAACAAACAGGGCCUUUCUGCAUAAUUCUAGUCAAUAUGAGAAGAGCUUUUCAUGAGUAAAUAAAUAGUCGGAGAGAGAAAGAGAGAGAAACAAAAACCAAAUAUAAAAAAAAAAAAAAGAAGAUUAAAUCUGAUACAACGAAACCGUGGACGAACGAAUCUUAUACAAGUAUACAAGUAUAGUAUCUUGUAAACCGUGUGUUUUAACAAGAAGGGGACCACCAAGCAAGCUAAUUGUAGCUGUCUUUGUGAAGAACGUGAAAAAGUUCGUUUCAUUUUAUAUAUCCAUCUCCGUUUUUCGUGAUUAUUAAUAGAUAAUAUGUUAUUAAUAGAUUAAUAUAUGUAGAUAUGUAGCAUAAGUAUGAAAAGAAGAGAAAUUUAUAAUUUCCCAAUUUAAAGAAAUUUAAGAAUUCGCCAAAGAAUUAUCUGUUGUAUGACAGAUGUGAGAAAAAAUUGUUAUAUAUAUAUCUUUUACAUUCAGUGCUACAACAAAUAAUUUAUUAUAUUACUAAUUACACUGAAAUUAUAAAUUCGUUUGUGUUCUGAAAUGAAGAAACGGCCCGUUGUGCUCGUCCGCAGCUAGAAUUCACCAUCCUAAUUUCCAAAAUUUCGGAAGGAUCUCUGUGUAUAGAAAGAAAAGAGGAAAAAGCAAAAUUGCAUAAUUAAAACUACAGCAGAUGUAGAGAGAGAAAACAUUGGACGAACGAUGUUCUACACUAGUUAAAUUCCCGGUGAGAAUUUAAUGAAAUUAUAUACGCGAUGUGUUUACACACACACACACACACACACACGCGCGCACAACGUAGCGUGUCGACUAAUGAAUAAUAUUCAAAAUAAUAGAUAUAUUGAAAACAAAAAUUAAAUCUUUAGUGUAAUAAAAAUAAAUAAAUGUACGUGUGCUAUUUAAAAAGUAAAUAAAGUUUUAUUGGAUUUGUGUCGAUGUUUCAAGUACGUUAGAAAAGAAAGAUCGUUGAGUGUGUCUAGUCAUCUCCGUGCAAAAAAAAUAAACAAGAGAUUGUUUUUUUUUUUUUUUUUAAAUUAAAUUCACGAAAAUAUCGAAAUUGUAUAUCGCGAUUUUCGAUGAAUAAUUGCAUAUGUUGUGUAGAAACCGAUCGUCCGACGAAACAGAAAAUAAAAAAAAAACUGUGAACUGAACAUUUAAUUCCUGCAGCAUUUAAUGUCGAGUAGUAGACUAUAGCAACAUUCUCGCGGCAUGAAUAUAUGUAAAUAUGCGUAUACUUGAGAAGCUUGUGUAUAAAAAAAAAAAAAGAUAACUCCGUUUGCGUGCUGCGUGUAUGACCGUGUGUGUGAUAAGUGGCCAAAAAGUGUGAGUAUGCGUAUACAGAGUAUAUAUAAACACAGAUGUUAAUUAUAUUGAUGUAUAACUAUUGACUCGAUCCUAUCGAUCAAACUAUACAUAUCGAUCUUCUCUGUAUGUGAUUCUUCCUAAACGACGACUAAAGACAAAACUAUAUAUUUGUUAUAGAAAAAGAACAGUAGAGAGCACGUGUAUAAGAAGUAUUUUGACAAGUAGAAUCGAUCAAAAAUUUACAAAGAUAUGAUAGAACAACUAAAUAUGUCGCAUGCAAUUAAAUGUAAUUUGAUGAAAAUGAGACGCGUUGUCUGUGAAAAAUAUAGUACGCGUUUAAAAAAUUGAGUUAGAAAAACGCUGAUUUUUCGCAUUCCUAUCAAAAACACGCGUGUUACGAAAGAAUUCAACUUUUUUGACGUCUUGGUGUAUCGGACUAAUUAUCGCUAUCUCUCGCGUGUCAUACGUCCAAUAAUUAUUACAGCCUAUUAGCGUAAAACAAAAAAAAAGUUAAUCGCGUCCAAACAAAAUUGGCGAUAGCCACUGACACUCUGAAAUGAAAAAAUUAACACGAUACGCUUUAUACGUUAGUAAUAUUGCGACAAAAGAUUCAAACCAAAAUAUUUUGCAAAUGUGAAGUUUGAUGUGAUAACAAAAAAAACACCUAAUUUUUUUUCAUGUUUUACUUGAAAUAUAUGUAAAACUCGGAGCAAUUGUUGAGAUGUCAUGUACGAAGGAAAAAAUGGCUCGUACAAAAGUGUUCGGAGUUACAACAAAAAAUUACUAUUUUAGAAAAUGUCUUGAGAAUUUGGCGUGUAUUGCGUAAUAAUCGAUAAUUGUUAAUAUAAUCGAGAUGAUUUUGUUUUCUUCGAUCGCACACAGCGUCUUUCCUCUCAGAUUUUUACACAUCUUGCCUAUGAAAAAAAAAAAAAAAAAAAACGCAGAAAAACUUAGUCUAACGACAUCGAAAAAGUGUGUGUUGUCGCGCGCUGGUCUUAUAAUAGUUAAUAAUUUAAACGAUACCGAUUGUAUGUACACUACGGAGGAAAGGCUGCUGGUUACAAUCGAAGAAAUACUCAUAGACAUGAGAUAGAAAAAAAAAAAAAGAAACAGCGUACUAUUUGUUAUUGCUCCAAAAAAAUCAUAUUGAUAUAAACUUUGAUGGCCUAAAAGAUCAAUUUUUUCUGAAAAAAA